AUGGACGCGCGGUACGGCUUGGAUCGGGAACGCGGGCCGCCAUUAUUCAACCGCAUCUGCUCGAGACGCGGGCCGAUCGUUAAAACUAACCGAUCAAUUACGAAUCGACACGCGCGACGUAAUACUGAGAUCCGGUCGGGCACGCACCGAAAGAGGCCGCUGCGGCCGCGCACUUUGUACUUUCAUUCGGCCUUACGGCGUGUCGCGUCGCGGCUCGUGUCGCGCCGUGUCGCAGUCGCGGCCGUGACGCGUCAUGACGCGUCGCGACACGCCGUGACGCGUCGUGGCACGGCGCGCCAGCUCGCGUCAAGCGGCCGCGCGCUCUUCGCGUCGGAAACUCUGGAAGGCGAGGGGCAUCGCGUCAGUCAGUCAGCUUUUCAU
This is a messenger RNA of Iphiclides podalirius (scarce swallowtail), 381 nucleotides long. The record is from the annotation of a GenBank genome assembly. Lineage: Eukaryota; Metazoa; Arthropoda; Insecta; Lepidoptera; Papilionidae.